This is a messenger RNA of Maudiozyma barnettii, 2004 nucleotides long. It is a transcript of the gene RPC82, whose product is annotated as DNA-directed RNA polymerase III subunit C82. Gene Ontology annotation, cellular component: RNA polymerase III complex. Gene Ontology annotation, biological process: DNA-templated transcription. The transcript has a single exon. Gene Ontology annotation, molecular function: single-stranded DNA binding. Bases 1 to 2004 code for a protein of 667 amino acids. NCBI's taxonomy places the organism in Eukaryota, Fungi, Ascomycota, Saccharomycetes, Saccharomycetales, Saccharomycetaceae. The record is from RefSeq and is a predicted model, not a curated record.
AUGGAGGGUUUAGAAAUUCCAAAUUUACCAUCCGAUCAACAAUCUGUAAAUGGAUCAGCUUCGGAUCAUGGCGAUGAGGAUUCAGGAUUCCAACCUUCUGUAUCAUCUUUAGAGCAACGGAUCGAAAAUCCAGAAAAAUUCCUUUAUACGGAACUCAUUAGGGCCAAUCUCGGAGAAAGAGCAGCUUUCAUUAUUGAUUUAUUGAUUUCUUUGGGUAGAUUAUCCAUCCGUGAAAUGCACACUUGGUUGAAUAGAAAUUUAGCUUCUUAUUCUUCAACCACUGAAAAGGAAUGGUCUAUUAAAGAUAUCAAGAGUACUAUUGUCCCAUUAAUUCAAUUAAGAUGCCUGAAGUAUUUUGAAGAAACUUCAUUCUCAGGGAAAAAAACAACUUAUUAUUAUUACAACAAAGAAGGUCCACUUUUGAUGUUAUAUUCUGGUCUAAUUGUCGAGGAGAUGAAUAGGUUAUACCCCCCCAAUUCUGAGGAAACUGAUAUCUCUGCUGCGCAAAUUAUUCAAAAUGUUCUGACUGUGGGUUCCAUCUCAUUGGCGGAAUUUUCAGAAAAUUUGUCUGAAGAUUCUAAAACUUCCAAGUAUACCGUCUCGGAAAUCUUUGUUAAGUUAUGCGAUGAUAAGUUUUUAACUCCAAUCUCUAAAUUAAACUAUACACCUUUAUCAGAUUUUUGGACAGUUUUAUAUGAUAAACAUUAUAAUGCUAUUCCAAGAACAUCUGCUUUGUCGGAUUUAAAGAAAAGAAUGGAAGCUAAAGGCAGAGCCAAAGAAGAAUUUUUAAAUAUCAUCAAGAAUAAUAAUGAACCAGCCAGAGUUAUAACUACUGACCCACAUACUUCUUUGAGAACUGUACAUAAGAAUGUUCCUCUAACUUUCAAUCUUGAUCGAUUUUUAAAAUCAAGAAGGUCGAAGCAUUUAGUCCAAUUAUCCAGAUUCAGAGUAGGUCCAAUCUCAGCUCAAGUUUAUAAAGCAGCUUUGAAACUAACUGAAAAGAGAUCCGUUGAUUUGAUUCAUCCUUUGACUCAAACUGGCCUGCUUCAGGAUCUGGAUGAAGCUAUUGGUAUUCGUGACGACGUAACAUUAAUGGAAGAAAAUGGUGCUACCUUUAAUGCCAUCGAACUAGCAAAACAUCUAUCUCCUGACGUUCAAUUGAAAGGUAGUCUUGCCACUCAAAAGAAAGAAGCAAAUAAUAAUAAAAGGACAAAUGAGGAACAAGCUAGUUUCGCUGCCAAGAAGAAAUUGAAAACCAAAGACGGAUUUGUAAUUCCAAGUUUACCUAAACAUGUUUCUGAUAACAUCGAAGAUAAACAAAGCUUAGACGGUUAUGAUGAUGAUAUGGAAAUGGAUGAUGAUUUCAAUGAUACUUCAAAUUCUAUCAAUUUGAUUAACAUGCACUUAAAAUUACUUGCCUCAUCUAGCAUUCCGUUUCUACAUGAGACUAGACCGGGUGUUUUCUAUGUUCCAUAUACACAACUGAUGCCUGUUGUAAGAUCUUCAGUAUACGAUUACAUAAUUGCAUCUACUCUAGGGCAAUCAGCAAUGCGUAUACGUCGUUGCAUCAUAGCAAAUAGACUAGUCUCUGAAAAAGUAAUUAAUUCCAUGGCCCUAAUGAAGGAGAAAGAUAUAAGAAGUACUAUAGCCGCCUUAAUAAAAUACAAUGUAGCCGAAAUCCAGGAAGUCCCAAGAACAAUGGACAGAUCUGCAGCUAGAGCAGUAUUUUUAUUCAGAUCAAAAGAAAGCCAUUCCUAUAGUUUUAUGAAACAGAAUCUAGAAUGGAAUUUGGCCAACCUAAUAUACAAGAAAGAAAAGUUGAAGGAUGAGAAUGUGACAUUGCUAACUAAAGCCAACAGAGAAGAUGUGAAAGGCAACGAGGCAGAAUUACUACUUUCCAGCGAACUUAAUCAACUAAAGAUGGUAAACGAACGGGAACUAACCACAUUUACGAGGUUAACGAGAGUUAUCUCUCUGUGGGAAGUUUUCAGAUUUUAUGUUUGA